AUGACUAAUCAGUUUACCCAUAGCUCUAUGGGCGAUAGACGAUCCUCUAUUGUUUACUCCACUAGUGUCGGUAAAGCCGGGCUGUAUACUCCAGCCGAUUAUAUUGCAUCUGAGGUAAAUGAAGUCCUGGGAGAGGAAGGCGAGGAAGAAGGGGAAGAAGACGAUGGAUCCGGAUUGAGAAACUACAAUGAACAUAAUGAGGGUGAAUAUCAAUCGCUUUUGGAUGCGAAUAAUGCGAGAACAUUACAGAGAGAAGCUCAGCAGCUUCUCGAAGAAGAGAGAGAUCUCCUGGUUGACAAUAAGCUCUUGAAGGAAAGUAGAAAAGCAGCGGGCAACGGUACAAGGUAUAAUAGUGUGGAGGACUCUGCGGAAAUUAUAGAUACAUGGGAACAAGCGAUUGAAAAUGGCAAAGCCAUUAGUACCAGCUACAACAGAGAAGUGCAAGUUUUGGGGGUUAAUGCUCUUCCGUUGAUCUUCACGUUUAUUCUACAAAACUCUUUAUCGCUAGCGUCGAUCUUCUCAGUUUCCCACCUCGGGACGGAAGAGUUGGGUGGUGUCACUCUGGGAUCUAUGACCGCUAAUAUAACAGGUUUAGCAGCGAUUCAAGGCCUCUGUACCUGUCUCGAUACCCUUUGUUCGCAGGCAUACGGGGCUAAGAAUUAUCAUUUGGUGGGUGUGCUAAUUCAGAGAUGCGCGGUUAUCACGAUGCUUUCAUUCUUGCCUAUCAUGUAUAUCUGGCUUUUCUGGUCUGAGACAAUACUCUCCUGGAUGAUCCCCGAAAGACAGCUAUGCGAAUUGGCAGCAAGAUACCUACGAGUGGCAGCGUUUGGUGUACCCGGCUUUGUCCUAUUUGAGUGCGGGAAGAGGUUUUUGCAAUGUCAGGGGAUAUUUCAUGCUUCUACUAUUGUUCUCUUCUUCUGCGCACCUUUGAACGCGAUUAUGAACUACGUUUUGGUGUGGGACAAAAGGUUUGGUGUUGGUUACCUCGGAGCUCCACUUUCCGUUGCAAUUAACUAUUGGCUGAUGGCUUUCGGCUUGUUUCUUUAUACCAUCUUCACAAAGCAAGAUAUUAGACCAUUGAAAUGUUGGAAUGGGUUGAUCAAACCCAAUCAAGUCUUCAAAAACUGGAAGAAAAUGCUCAGCUUGGCACUUCCAGGCAUUUUGAUGGUGGAAACUGAAUUUUUGGGUUUUGAAAUCUUAACUGUGUUUGCAUCGCAUUUGGGCUCCACUUCUUUGGGCGCUCAGUCAAUCGUCUCAACGGUAGCGUCUCUAGCGUAUCAGGUUCCGUUCUCAAUUUCAGUGUCUACCAGUACCCGCGUGGCCAAUUUCAUUGGAGCUUCAUUGUACAAAAGUUGCAUUAUCACUUGUAAAGUUUCGUUACUUCUAUCAUUUGCCUGUUCAUCCUUCAAUAUGUUGUUAAUUUUCAACUUCAGGACUCAAAUCGCUAAAAUGUUCUCAACUGAACCCGACGUCGUUGAUUUGGUCAUCUCAGCUUUGCCAGUGCUUGCAUUCAUGCAGUUAUUCGAUGCCUUCAAUGCAUCCACCGCUGGUUGUCUCCGAGGCCAGGGUAGACAAAAGAUUGGUGGCUACAUCAAUAUGAUUGCCUUCUAUUGUAUUGGCCUUCCAAUGGCUUACUUAUUAACAUUUCGCUUUAAUAUGAAUGUGAGCGGAUUGUGGCUAGGUAUCACUUGCGCUUUGAUCAUGAUGAGUGUGUGUCAAGGCUUUGCUGUUUUCCACUGCGAUUGGCUCGAAAUCAUACGAGCUGCCAGAAGUCGUAACACGGAGACAGCGAGAGUAUAG
Torulaspora globosa is the source of this 1800-nucleotide messenger RNA. RefSeq names its product Erc1p (gene ERC1). The transcript has a single exon. Gene Ontology annotation, cellular component: membrane. Gene Ontology annotation, molecular function: antiporter activity; xenobiotic transmembrane transporter activity. Bases 1 to 1800 code for a protein of 599 amino acids. Gene Ontology annotation, biological process: xenobiotic detoxification by transmembrane export across the plasma membrane. NCBI's taxonomy places the organism in Eukaryota, Fungi, Ascomycota, Saccharomycetes, Saccharomycetales, Saccharomycetaceae. The record is from RefSeq and is a predicted model, not a curated record.